AUGAAGCUGAAGCCGUGUGCGGUUCAGAACAUGGAUGUUCGGGAAGAACCAUUUCGAACCGAAUUUAAACGCCGGCGAGCGCGUCCUAGCCCAAAUGAGCCUGGCCAGCAGAACGCAGGACUAGUGAAGGCCAUGGGAGCGGGCUCUUUCAAAACCGCUGCAAUAAUUUGGCUUGAAUACGCGUUCCAUCCAACUACCACCAGUGGCAAAAGAGUUGUUUUUGACUACCAAACCAAACAUAUAUUCGCCCAGUUCUAUUGGCUACUAUCGUGGAACGAGAAAGAUGCUCUGGAUUUCCUCAAUAAAGAGCGUAAAGAUCGUGGUUAUACUCCUCUCACCCUUGACAGUCUGACGUCGAAGAAAAACCCUUGCUGCGGCCUCAAGUUUAAGAAAUACUCUGGAGUAGACACGAAUAAGACUCAGACGAUGUUUCCAGGUAGCCCUGAUAGAAACCAAACUUCGAAGCGUAAAGCGGCUUCUCCAUUACAGGACGAAAGGGAGUCAACGCAGCAUGCCAUUACCACUCCAAUGCUUGGCCCAGCGGAACACUUCACUCCAGCACAACCCGAAACCUUCAACCACAAGUUCAUGGUUGAAAUUGGAUCUCGACCUCGCAAGGGAAAGUCGAAGGUCAAGCACCAGGACAAUAUGGACUCUAGCGGUGCUGGAAAUCAGAGUACUCUGUCUGUUAAGGUGGAGCCAGUGGAGUACUUAAUACCACCCUCAAGAACACCUCCUGCGAUGCAAACCCCCCUUUCGUCAGAGGACUUCAUCAAACCGGAACCUUCAUCAGAAGAAAUGUUUCCGCCAUUCGAGUAUAAUAUUGAACAGGAAUAUGCCUCUUCCGAAAAUAUCGGCAUGUUACUGUCAAUAUCCAGCAAUCCACCUCGCGAGACAACUGAGAGACCCUCCAAACCACCUCUCCCUCAGCUUCCCCCGAUAUGGGCAAAGUCCCGACAAGAAGUUUGUGAAGCCUACGAUUGGUUUCGCAGCUAUCAAGGGGGGGUCUAUCACGCUCAUGGUGUCGCGAAAGGAUAUCUGUUGAGCGCCUUUUCGUCAAGACGGGACAGAUUUGAACACGGAGGAAAGUUGAUAAUCUCACAUGGGGGUGGCAAGUCCGAGAGUGUUCACUAUUCAAACGGACAAAGCUUGACCCAGCCAGCGAGUGAUCAGCUUGCGCAGGAUCAGUCUGUGCGAGCACUCCUGAAUAGCUAUCGGAAUCACCGGCCUGUGGCUCUAGUGAUGGACGAUAGAUAUGCCCUCUUUCCGUACGACCUCGCCUCUAAGGGUGUCGUAUACGCUGUAUUAGGAUUCUACACGAUCACAUAUGCAUGGGGUUUGUGA
Cyclocybe aegerita is the source of this 1344-nucleotide messenger RNA. Lineage: Eukaryota; Fungi; Basidiomycota; Agaricomycetes; Agaricales; Hemipholiotaceae. The record is from the annotation of a GenBank genome assembly.